This is a messenger RNA of Eruca vesicaria subsp. sativa (arugula), 2795 nucleotides long. The record is from the annotation of a GenBank genome assembly. NCBI's taxonomy places the organism in Eukaryota, Viridiplantae, Streptophyta, Magnoliopsida, Brassicales, Brassicaceae.
AAAUUAGGUCUCAUUGGUUAAAAAAAAAAAAGAACACGAACAAAAAAAGCGAUGCCACCAAGGGUUGUGAAGAGAGGAGGAGGCGCCGCGAGAAGAGGCGGAAGAGUCACGAGAUCAGCGGUCAAGGCGCCGAUUGAAUCCGCCGAUGAAGAAUCUGUCAACAUCGGAGAUACAUCCGUCUCCGACGCUGUGGAAGCGAAGGAAGAGACAAUAACGGAGGUGGAGAAAUCAGCUGAGGAGGAAGAGAAUCAAUUAGAUGGAUCGAAGCAAUCUGAUUCGUUGGAUGAUUUGGAAGCGAAUCCAGAUGACGUUGCUCCGCCGCAAAAAGAGAGUGUUGAUGAUUUGGGGAAAGAUGAAAGAUUGGAUUUAGAUGACAAUGAUCCAGAGUAUGAUGCUGAUGAGUAUGGUGGGGAGGAGUUUGAGGAGAGGGAGGAGGAUCAUGAUUUGGUUGAUCAGGAGGAGGAGGAAGAGAUGGAGGAGGAGUUUGAGGCUGAGGUUGAAGGUGAGGAGAUUGGAGAUGGUCUUGAGGAGCUUGAGAGUGAAGGUGAAGGUGAUGAGGUGCAUGCUGAUGAGGAGGAAGUCAAGCUUGGAGAAGCUGGCGAUGUGGAAGGAGAAGAGCAUCGUGACGUUCUGGACGAUAGACGUAAGCGUAAGGAGUUUGAGAUCUUUGUUGGGAGCUUGGACAAAGGUGCUACGGAGGAGGAUUUAAAGAAAGUGUUUGGUCACGUUGGGGAAGUGACUGAAGUUAGGAUUAUGAAGAAUCCACUGACGAAUAAGAGCAAGGGUUUUGCUUUCCUGCGUUUUGCUACUGUGGAACAGGCAAAACGGGCUGUGAAGGAGCUUAAAAACCCAAUGAUCAAUGGUAAAAAGUGUGGUGUAACUGCAAGCCAAGAUAAUGAUACCCUCUUCAUUGCUAACAUAUGCAAGACAUGGACACUAGAAGCUCUGAGGGAGAAGCUGAAACACUAUGGCGUUGAGAAUAUGGAUGAGAUUACUUUGGUAGAGGACAGCAACAAUGCCAACAUGAAUCGAGGAUAUGCCUUUUUGGAAUUCUCAUCUCGCUCAGAUGCCACAGAUGCUCACAAACGCCUCCUAAGGAAAGAAGUGAUGUUUGGACUUGAAAAGCCUGCAAAGGUUUCUUUUGCAGAUUCCUUCUUAGAUCCGGAAGAUGAGAUAAUGGCGCAGGUUAAGACUAUCUUCAUUGAUGGUCUGUCAACUUCAUGGAGUGAAGAGCAUGUUAGAGACCUUUUGAAAAGAUAUGGUAAACUUGAAAAGAUUGAGCUUGCACGCAAUAUGCCAUCAGCCAGGAGGAAAGAUUUUGGCUUUGUGACUUUUGAUACUCAUGAGGCUGCUGUGACUUGUGCUAAAUCCAUUAACAACUCAGAGCUAGGCGAAGGAGAGAACAAAGCAAAAGUGAGGGCACGCUUAUCUAGACCACUUCAAAGAGGAGGCAAAGGUAGACAGCCGAGUCGCUCAGACCACCGGUCUAGCCAUGGGAGUAGACGAUCUGGAAGGAGUUCACUGGCUCGCCUGCCACCUCGUAGCUCUAGAGGAGUAGGACCUAGGGCCCCACCUCCUAGUGCAAAGAGAUCUAGUGGAUCAAGAGGAAGACGUCCACGACCACCUCUACCUCCACCUGCAAGAGCUAGGCCCUCGAGGCCCUUGCCACCACCUGCAAGAUCAAGGCCCUUACCACCACCUGCAAGAGCAAGGCCCUUGCCACCACCUUCUAGGUCAUAUGACAGAAGACCUCCAGUUCCUCCGUAUCCAAAAGCUAGCUUGAAGAGGGACUAUGGUCGGCGUGAUGAUCCUCUUCCUCCAAGAAGCAGACCAGCGGUGAGCUAUAGCUCCAGGCUUUCUCCUGAGAGGCAUCUGUCUUACAGAGAUGAUUAUGCACCUCGUGGGUCUGGUUAUUCAGAUAUUCCUAGAGAUUCUUCUCGCUUAGAAAUGAGGAGGCCGUACGUGGAUGACCUUUACAGUCCAAGAUUUGAAAGACCUCCAAGUUACAGUGAAGGGAGAUCUCGUGCUUAUGAUGAACCUCUUCCUGGAUCAAAGCGACCAUAUGCUGCACUGGAUGACAUUCCUCCCCGUUAUGCUGACGUUGAUGCUCGUCAUUCAAGAGCUCGUCUGGACUAUGAUCUUGGCCCAUCUCAAUAUGGGGAAUCGUAUGGGGACCGGGUACCUAGAUCUAGCCUAGGAUAUGGAAGCAGCCGAAAUGCAAUGACAAGCCAUGACUCGCGUGGUCCAUAUAGCAGUCGUCAGGGAAUGGAUUAUGGAGGAGGUUCAUAUAGUAGCAGUGAUGUAGGAGGAAUGUACUCAUCAAGCUAUGGUAGUGACAUGCCACCCAGAAGAGAUGUAAAUUCAAGCUAUGGUAGUGACAUACCACCCAGAAGAGAUGGAGGAGGUAGCUCGUAUUCUACAGUGUACUCAAGUCGUGGAUUGAGUGGUGGUAGUUACUCAGGUGGUGGUGGUGGUGGUCCAGGAUCAUACUACUAAAAGUUUCGCGAGGAAGAGGAGGUUUGGCGAUGCAAAGUUAUGCAAGAGAUAAGCAAUUGGUUGCAAAGCUAUAUAAGCCUGGGUGACUGUUGGAAUAGAGAGUAGUAAUAAUGGGAAAUGAAUUCUUGUUUUAAGUGGCUUGCAUCUUCAACUGCAUUUGUAUUUGAAUCUGUUUUAGAUGGUCUGACAAGCUUCAGUUAUUAUAUAAAGAUUUUUUUUAUUUUAUUUUUAUAUAUUGGGAAUCAUAUUUGAUUUAUUUAUGAAUUGAUUAUUUUAUCAUUUACUUAUAAACAUACUUC